Molecule: messenger RNA, 837 nt
Organism: Nanorana parkeri
Lineage: Eukaryota; Metazoa; Chordata; Amphibia; Anura; Dicroglossidae
Gene: JAZF1
Product: JAZF zinc finger 1
Exons: 5
Coding region: 103-837 (244 amino acids)
Cellular component (GO): nucleus
Source: RefSeq, a predicted model, not a curated record
CAUCCCUCCCUCUGUCCUCCAGCACCGGCUGCCAUCCUCUCUCCCUCCAUCUCUGCCCGGCUCCCCCACUCACAGCCCGACCCGGACCUCAAUGACCACACCAUGAUGACAGGUAUCGCCGCCGCCUCCUUCUUCUCCAAUGCCUGCCGCUUCGGGGGCUGCGGGCUCCACUUCACUACCCUGGCCGAGCUGAUCGAGCACAUCGAGGACAACCAUAUCGACACAGAUCCACGUGUCUUGGAGAAGCAGGAACUUCAACAACCAACAUAUGUUGCGUUGAGCUACAUCAACAGAUUCAUGACUGAUGCAGCUCGACGAGAACAAGAAACCUUAAAGAAGAAAAUCCAGCCCAAGCUCUCACUGACACUGUCAAGCUCUGUAUCCCGAGGAAAUGUGUCCACACCCCCACGUCAUGGGAGCGGCAGCCUCACCCCACCAGUCACCCCACCCAUCACUCCAUCUUCAUCAUUCCGCAGCAGCACCCCUACAGGUAGUGAGUAUGACGAGGAAGAAGUGGACUAUGAAGACUCAGAUAGCGAUGAAUCCUGGACCACAGAGAGUGCCAUUAGCUCUGAAGCAAUCCUGAGCUCCAUGUGUAUGAAUGGAGGGGAUGAGAAGCCAUUUGCCUGUCCAGUCCCUGGAUGUAAAAAGAGAUAUAAGAAUGUAAAUGGUAUUAAGUACCACGCCAAGAAUGGCCACCGAACACAAAUACGAGUUCGUAAACCCUUCAAAUGCCGCUGCGGGAAGAGUUACAAGACAGCUCAGGGUCUCCGUCACCACACAAUCAAUUUUCAUCCUCCCGUCUCUGCAGAGAUUAUCAGGAAAAUGCAGCAAUAA